Molecule: messenger RNA, 3139 nt
Organism: Callorhinus ursinus (northern fur seal)
Lineage: Eukaryota; Metazoa; Chordata; Mammalia; Carnivora; Otariidae
Gene: CUNH4orf33
Product: chromosome unknown C4orf33 homolog
Source: RefSeq, a predicted model, not a curated record
CUUGCUGUGGUGGAGCCCAGUGUUUGUGUGUGUUUUUUUAAAGAAAACCCCCAAGAUGUAAACGUAGGUAUUUGAAGUCCUGAAGCUUUCUCCAUACUCACUACUAAGAGAAUGCGGUGGUCCCUUCCUCUAAAGACUGGCUGUUAAAUAUGAAGAAUCUUCAGAUGGAUUUUAAAAUUGAACACACGUGGGAUGGUUUUCUGGUGAAGCAUGAGCCAGUGUUUGUCAGGCUGAAUCCAGGUGAUGGAGGGGUGAUGAUGGAAGUUAGUGCUCCAUUUUUCAAUGAUCCUCCAGCCCCACUCGGAGAACCAGGAAAACCUUACAAUGAACUCUGGGAUUAUGAAGUUGUGGAAACAUUUUUCUUGAAUGACAUAACUGAACAGUAUUUAGAAGUUGAACUUUGUCCUCAUGGACAACAUUUGGUGCUCUUACUCUCUGGAAGAAGAAAUGUAUGGAAACAAGAACUUGCUCUGUCAUACAAAGUGUCUAGAGGAGAGACAAAAUGGGAAGGCAGAGCUUAUCUUCCUUGGAGUUAUUUUCCACCAAGUGUGACAAAAUUCAAUUCAUUUGCAAUUCAUGGAUCAAAAGAUAAAAGAAACUACGAAGCUCUCUACCCGGUACCUCAACAUGAACUGCAACAAGGACAAAAACCUGAUUUUCAUCGUCUGGAAUACUUCAAGCCUUUCAGUUUUAAUACACUGCUUGGAGAAGAAUGGAAACAACCAGAAUCAGAGCUGUGGUUAAUAGAGAAACCUGAUGUCUAGGAGUAUAGUAGAUGAUCAUAUCAGUCAUUUCUUCUCUGUAUCUUUUAAGGUAAAUCAAUAAUAUGUAUAAUCUCUUUUAAUCAUGAUAUCACCAGCACACUUCAAGAACAACUACUUUCAUAGAGGUCAGUGAAAAUAUAGUAUCUUUGCGGCAAGUUGUAUAUGAGUUAACAAGAAAAUGGAAAGUUUGUAGAUGACUGUAGGAAGUUCAAAUGUUUCUCAGAGUCAUUCAGUCUAGGAGCUGUCACAUCAAUCAGUUCUAUCUGCCUUGCAUUACCAUCACCCCAGAUAUCCCUGACUCUGUCAACCAACACCAUUAUUUCUCCUCCCACUUCCCUAAACCUCAGCCAGCCUGAGACUGGAACAUCUUAUUUGUGCAUUUUUUUAAGUUCCAUGUAAUGUACAGUAAUUCUUUACUCAGAAUCUUCUAUGCAUUCUUGAAGUGGGUUGAAAACAAUGACCUAUUUCAGUUGAGCAGGAGAUCCACAUCUGUUAAGGCAUCAUUAAGAUACAUAUGUAUUUAACCAGCUGUUUUUCCUGUCUUGUGACUAUUUUUAGUCUGUAGAAGGAAAUGGAAUGAAGUAGUCUUGAAGUUGGGCAACAGCUUCUGCUUUCAUUUACAAACAAAUGACAUUUUCUUAAUGCUGUUAAACCAAAUGCCAAAAUAUCUUCACUUUAUUUUGUAAACAUCAAACACUCCUGGUGUAGGAUUUUUCAAGUUUUGUGAUGUGGUAUAGUUCAGAGUUUAAAGCCGUCUAGUAGAUCAUCUAUGAACUUCUCCACCAAACCUGGUCCUUCACUAGCAUUCUUAACUCAGAGAAUAGCAGUCUUGCAGAACUUUUUUUUUUUUCAAAGAACUUUUAUUACUUGUACAGACCACCUAGUUGUCUACCCAAUGAUAUACUUUAUCCUCUUAUUUUUUACUAACAGAACUUGAAUUUUUAGGGUCACUGCUCAAAGACAUUUUUCCAGAUUCCUCUACAGAUUGAAAUGACAUGAUAAAACAGUUCAGUUUAAUGAGAUGUAAGUAUACAGUGUUAGGUGGAACUUCAAGAAAAGAUGUUUUUGAAAGAUUCAGAUGCCAUACACAUUUUACCUUUUGUCCUUUGCCCUCCCCCUUCCUUUUUCCUGAAUUGCAUAAUUGAAACCUGAGGUAACACACUAGCUAUAUUGUACCAAUGAGGAGACAAUCCAGGGUCAGCUGAGCAGUAAGACAAAGGAGCCUGGGUUCUGAACAGUGCAAUAGAGUAAUGUAUCAUAUCUGGACUGCCUACCUAUAGAUUUCUUUAUAUAGGAGAAAAUAAGCUGCCUAGUUUCCUUUUCCAAAUUGAUCUCUAGAUUCAACACAAUCCCAGUUAAAAAUCCCAGAAGGCUUUUUUGGGGAAAGAGAGAAAGAGACAUUAGACUUCACCAAAAUCAAAACUUUCUGUUCAUCAAAAGCUUCCACUAAAAAAGUGAAGAAGCAAGCCACAUAUUGGAAUAAAAUAUUCAAAAUAUCCGUAUGUGACAAAGAACCUCUUACCCAGAAUAUAUGAAGAACUCCUAUAAACCAGUAAUAAAAGGGGAAGCCAGUUAAGGACACUUCACAGAAAAAAAAAAUAUACAAAAGGCCAAUAAGUAUGUAGAAAGUCAACAUCACUUAUCAUCAAGGAAAUGCAAAUUAAAACCACAAGAUACCACUAAAUGACUAAAAUUACAAAAUAUACACACUGGUUAAAUGGUUAAAACUGAAAAAGACUGACAAUAUCAAGCAAUAAUGGGAAUGUAGAGUACCUAGAACUUUUAUACACUAUGGGUAGGAAUGUAAUAUAUGGUACAACCACUUUGGAAAACUGGAAAUUUCUAAAGCUAAAUACACACCUACUCUGUGUUUCAGCAGUUUCAUUCUUAGGUAUCUACUCAAGAGAAAUGAAUGUUUAUGGCAGCUUUAUUCAUAACACAAAACUAUAAACAAUCAAGUUUCUAUCCACAGGAGAAUGGAUAGACAAACUGCAAUAUAGUCAGAUAGUGGAGUAACAUGAAAACGAAUGGACUACUGGUAUGUGCCAUAACCUACAUAAAUCUCAAAAGCAUCACAUUGAGCAAAAUAAACCAGGUACAACAUUCUGCAUAACCGUCUAUAUGAAGGCCAAUUAUAGGCCAAACUAGGCUGUAGUGAUGCAUCUCAGAACAGUGAUUGCUCUGGGUGAGAGCAGGGGAUUAAAAUUAGUUGGAAAAGGGACAUGAGGGAAUUUGGGGGGGGUAGUUGAAAUGUUUUGUAUCUUGAUCUGGCUGACAGUUACUGCAUACAUUUAUCAACAUUCCCCAAGCUGUAUAUUUAAGAUUUGUGAUUUUACUAUAUGUAAAUUAUACCUUAAUAAAAUAUUGUUAUAAAA